GUUUGCUUGUUUUGUUUACUUCAAAAAAUAAGGUUAGGUUCAAGGUUGAGGUGAGAAGAUUUUUCAAAUGAAAAUGACUAAAGAAACCAGCGAACCGACGGCGUGCUGUGAAAAUGUGUCUCAGAAACUGAAAAUUCUAGCUAUCCACGGCUAUCGACAAAAUGCAGAAACCUUCAAAGCGAAAACUGGAUCUUUUCGAAAAAUGGUACAUAAAUGGGGCCAAUUCACUUAUAUCACUGCUCCCCACAAAGUUAUCCAAGUCGAUGAUCCACAAGAUUUAGGAAAAAAUGAAGGGCCCGAAAUAGGACAAAGUAAAGACGAUGAACAAUAUGGUUGGUUCUUCAAUAGAGAUGAUAUGACGUUCAGAGGAAUAAGAAAGGGUGGGCCAGCUGUAGGUUUUGAAGAAAGUGUCAAACUUGUAGAAGAUAUUUUUGAAAAAGAAGGACCCUUUGAUGGAGUACUUGGUUUCUCUCAGGGUGCUUGUUUUGUAGGACUUCUUUGUGAUAUGCAACAAAGAGGAUUGACAAAAUUUAACUUCAGUUUUGCAAUAAUGUCAUCUGGUUUCAAAUCUGGUAGCUUACCCCACUUGAAAUAUUAUGGUGAUAGAAUAGUCUUACCAUCUUUACAUAUUUUCGGGGAGAGUGAUAAAAUAAUACCAACUGAAAUGAGUGAGGCAUUGAGCCACUGUUUUGAGGAUCCCUCGGUAGUUAAACAUCCUGGAGGGCAUUACCUGCCAGCAGUAGCUGCCCAAAAACAUGAUUAUCAGAAGUUUUUCAAGUUGAUGCUUUUACAAAAGCAGUAUAAGGAUCAACAGUCUGAAAAACUUUAGUUAAAAACUUGUUCUUUAUCAAUUUCUGUAUGUAAAGUAUAUUAUAUGAUAUCUUGAAAUAGAUUCGUUGAUUGAA
Molecule: messenger RNA, 905 nt
Organism: Phaedon cochleariae (mustard beetle)
Lineage: Eukaryota; Metazoa; Arthropoda; Insecta; Coleoptera; Chrysomelidae
Source: the annotation of a GenBank genome assembly